AUGGACACUUUAGAUCAUAAAGAGAACAAUUAAAAUGUGCUUCUCGAUGAUGUGAGCUCUAAUAUGGAAAUAUUUCAAUUUUUAAGAAAAUAGAAAGUAAUUAGCAAUUUAAUUCUCAAUAGAAUUAUAGAUAGAAAAAAAUAAAAGAUGUAUAACAAAUUUUUGAGAAUGGACCUAGAUUAGCAAUUAUAAAACCAUGUUUGAAUAAUGAAUAAUAAAACUCUAAAUAGAGUGAAGAGAAAACAUCAUCUUCUUUAAAUUCAAACAAUUAGAAUAGAAAUCUGGUUUAGAAAAUUUUAGAUGCUUUGUCAUCAUUAUCUGAUAAUCAAUCAAAAAAUAAAGUGAUAAAGUAAUUCCUUUCUGUCUCUACUACUUAUGCUAAAUAUGAAAGGAUGAAAUUGAUUGAAAAAUAUAUUUCAGAUAAUCUUAUUUAAUACCUAAAAGAUAAUUAUUGUGUUGAUAUAUUUAAAUAAUUGAAUGAAUUAUAUAAAAUGGUAAAUAUAAUAAUUUUAGCUAGUAAUUAGAAUAAUAAAUUUAGAAUGUAUUAUUCUUUGAAGCAGCAAUGACAGAAUUUUAAAAAUAAAUUAUUUACAACUCAGCCUUUUUAGCUUCUUGUUUGAUGAAUAUAUACUCUUCUAAAUUAUAAUGUAUAAUUAUAUACUAUAAAUAGAAAACAUAAUCAAAUAGAGAUUAAUAUUCUUGAAUUUAACUGGUUUAAAUAAUAAAGAUGACUAACUUCACAAAGAAAAAUACUAAGAUGAUUGCCUUUAUAUUUCAUUAUAGAGAGUUCAUAAUAUAUAAGAAAUAGAUAGAAGAGGAUUAUUGAAUUUAAAUUAAUCUAAUUUUAAGACAAUAUAUUUUGAAGAAAUUGAAGAGAAAUUGACAUGGAAAUAAUUUAGAAUUAUUUACAAAUUCUAAAUCAAAAAAUUAAUAAAAAAUUUCAAAUCAAAUUUAUUCAUUUUAUCAAUAGCAAAACAACUCAAUAAUGUAAUAUUUAUUUUAUCUUAGGAAAAUCACAUCAAUUUUACAGAGGAUUGCAUAAAAAAUAUGAUUAAAAAAUUCUCAUUUUUAGCUAAAGAUAGAUUGAUAAUACAUUCUUAUAUUAGUAGUUGUAAUGGUGAGAAAAUAAAAGAUGAAUUAAUAACUUAUAUCAAUUGUUUGCAAUAAGGAAUAUUGUCUUAAGAAAUUUUACUUUCAUAAGAAAAAACUAUGGAGAAUAAAUAAAUAUAAUUUGAUUAUUGGAUUUAAAGUUUAAUUAAAAAAAAUAAAAAUGGGAUGAAUAUUGAAUAAUAAGAAUUAAUUCAAAGAGAAAUAAGAAAUUAAAUACUUAAUUCUGAAUUAUUAUUAGUGAAAGAAUCAUCCAACUUUAAACUUGGAAUUUAUUUUAUGAUGGAUUAGAUGUAAAACAAUUAAAAAAAUUAUCGAAAAAUCUAUUUGUUUUAUAAUAACAUAAAUCUAAAGUUUCUGAAUAAUACCAUAUUAUAUGUAGACUAUAUAGGUAUGUAAAUAGCCCUGUUGCAAUAUGAUAAGCAAAAUUAUUUUGUGUAUUAUACAAAAGAUAAAAUUUUAGAUCCAUAUAAAAGAUAAUAAAAAGCCAAAUUAGAUGGUCCUCUUUCUGAUGAUUAAGAUAUAUAUUGGUAUAUUUGAUUUUAAAUUAGUGAGAGGAUUAAUUUAUCAGAAGAACUAUAAAAAUAAAAGAUAGUUUUAGAUGAACCAAUAAUACCCAACUCUUCAUUAAUAGUAAAAAAUUAGAAAAUUUAUAUUAUUUAUGUUAAUAAAACUUCAGAAAUUUUGAUGAUUGAUUUAGAAAAUAAUUCUAUUAAUGUUUUGCAAAGAAAAAAAUUGAAGAUUAAUGAAAAUACAGUUGAGGAUAAUAAACUUAAAAAAAUUUAUAAUUAAAAUUAAGAAAAUGUUUAGAAUUAAAUUAAAGAUAGAAGAAAACCUACUAUUGUUUACAAUCCAUGUAUUGAUGAUUUUGAUUUUAUAAUUUUUGGAGGAGAAUUUAAAACGUAUAUAAAUAUAAUUAAUCCAUUUAGUUCCAAUUAAUUUUGUAAUUUAAUUGAAUUACUUAAAGUAGAAAGUCAAGGUUUUUCUUCAGUGAUUAUUCCUAAAGAAAUUCUAUAUUAGAAAUGUAAUUAUUACAUACCUUGGCCAAACAUGAUAGUUUUAGUAAAUGAUCAACUUCCAUAACAAUAUAUUCUAUUACCUGGGGAUUAUAAUAAUAAAAUCUUUUAUUACAAUUAAGUUAUCAAUAAAGAACAUCAAGAAAAAGCAAUAUUAAUUACAUAUCAUCCAAAUAUAACUCAAUUUCAAUUUGACUAUUUGAAAAUUGUUUAUGAUAAUGAUAAAAAUAUCUAACCUCUUCCUAUUUAAUAUUUUUCAGGAAAUUAAAGAAAUUUUAAGAAUCCUAAAGGAAUUUAAUAAUAAUGGUAUCUUGCUAUAACCUUAUUGGAAAGCAUAUCUUCCAAAAUUAGGUAAUUAUUUAUAUAGGCUGAGAUUGAGAUCAAAGAUAAAUAAUUGAUCAUUAAAUAAUCAAUUACCUAUGAUGAAUGCAACAUGAUUUUAGAUAAAUAGAUAACAUAUUGUGAAGAAUAUAUUAAUAUUUCUAACAAAUAAGUUGAGACUAAUUUCCAAGUUUAGAAUCUACAAGCAAAAAACUAUCAAAAAGAGAAGAAAUUCAUUUCUAAAAUGAGCCGAGAAUUAGAAUUUAAUUGA
Molecule: messenger RNA, 2715 nt
Organism: Paramecium pentaurelia
Lineage: Eukaryota; Ciliophora; Oligohymenophorea; Peniculida; Parameciidae
Source: the annotation of a GenBank genome assembly